Peromyscus eremicus (cactus mouse) is the source of this 3073-nucleotide messenger RNA. RefSeq names its product signal transducer and activator of transcription 3 (gene Stat3). Gene Ontology annotation, biological process: growth hormone receptor signaling pathway via JAK-STAT; leptin-mediated signaling pathway; cell surface receptor signaling pathway via JAK-STAT. The transcript is spliced from 24 exons. Gene Ontology annotation, molecular function: RNA polymerase II cis-regulatory region sequence-specific DNA binding; DNA-binding transcription factor activity, RNA polymerase II-specific. The record is from RefSeq and is a predicted model, not a curated record. Bases 221 to 2533 code for a protein of 770 amino acids. NCBI's taxonomy places the organism in Eukaryota, Metazoa, Chordata, Mammalia, Rodentia, Cricetidae.
CUGGGAGGGGGAGCCUGGGGUUCCGACGUCGCGACGGAGGGAACGAGCCCUAACCGGAUCGCUGAGGCACAACCGGUGCCCGGCUCGGUGUCGCCUGACCGCGUCGGCUAGGAGAGGCCAGGCGGCCCUCGGGAGCCCAGCUGCUCGCACCUGGAGCCAGCGCAGCCCGGCCAGUCGGGCCUCAGCCCGGGAGACAGUUACGCCCCCUGAUUGCGGCAGGAUGGCCCAAUGGAACCAGCUGCAGCAGCUGGACACGCGUUACCUGGAGCAGCUGCACCAGCUGUACAGUGACAGCUUCCCCAUGGAGCUGCGGCAGUUCCUGGCACCUUGGAUUGAGAGUCAAGAUUGGGCAUAUGCAGCCAGCAAAGAGUCACAUGCCACUUUGGUGUUUCAUAAUCUCUUGGGUGAGAUUGACCAGCAGUAUAGCCGAUUCCUGCAAGAGUCCAAUGUCCUCUAUCAGCACAACCUGCGGAGAAUCAAGCAGUUCCUACAGAGCAGGUAUCUUGAGAAGCCGAUGGAAAUUGCCCGGAUCGUGGCCCGAUGCCUGUGGGAAGAGUCUCGCCUCCUCCAGACGGCAGCCACUGCAGCCCAGCAAGGAGGCCAGGCCAACCACCCAACAGCUGCUGUGGUGACAGAGAAGCAGCAGAUGCUGGAGCAGCAUCUUCAGGAUGUCCGGAAGCGUGUGCAGGAUCUAGAACAGAAAAUGAAAGUGGUAGAGAAUCUCCAGGAUGACUUUGAUUUCAACUAUAAAACCCUCAAGAGUCAAGGAGACAUGCAGGAUCUGAAUGGAAACAACCAGUCUGUGACCAGGCAGAAGAUGCAGCAGCUGGAACAGAUGCUCACGGCGCUGGACCAGAUGCGGAGAAGCAUUGUGAGUGAGCUGGCGGGGCUUUUGUCGGCAAUGGAGUAUGUGCAGAAAACACUUACAGACGAGGAACUGGCUGACUGGAAGAGGCGGCAGCAGAUCGCGUGCAUUGGAGGCCCUCCCAACAUCUGCCUGGAUCGCCUGGAAAACUGGAUAACUUCAUUAGCAGAAUCUCAACUUCAGACCCGCCAACAAAUUAAGAAACUGGAGGAGCUGCAGCAAAAAGUGUCCUACAAGGGGGACCCUAUUGUGCAGCACCGGCCAAUGCUGGAGGAGAGGAUCGUGGAGCUGUUCAGAAACUUAAUGAAGAGUGCCUUCGUGGUGGAGCGACAGCCCUGCAUGCCGAUGCACCCUGACCGGCCCUUGGUCAUCAAGACCGGUGUCCAGUUCACUACUAAAGUCAGGUUGUUGGUCAAAUUUCCUGAGUUGAAUUAUCAGCUUAAAAUUAAAGUGUGCAUUGACAAAGAUUCUGGGGAUGUUGCUGCUCUCAGAGGAUCUCGGAAAUUUAACAUUCUGGGCACAAACACGAAGGUGAUGAACAUGGAAGAGUCCAACAACGGCAGUCUGUCUGCGGAGUUCAAGCACUUGACCCUGAGGGAGCAGAGAUGUGGGAAUGGGGGCCGUGCCAACUGUGAUGCCUCCUUGAUUGUGACUGAGGAGCUGCAUCUGAUCACCUUCGAGACUGAGGUGUACCACCAAGGCCUCAAGAUUGACCUAGAGACCCACUCUUUGCCAGUUGUGGUGAUCUCCAACAUCUGUCAGAUGCCAAAUGCCUGGGCAUCCAUCCUGUGGUAUAACAUGCUGACCAACAACCCCAAGAACGUGAACUUCUUCACCAAGCCACCAAUUGGAACCUGGGACCAAGUGGCCGAGGUGCUCAGCUGGCAGUUCUCAUCUACCACAAAGCGAGGGCUGAGCAUUGAGCAGCUGACCACGCUGGCCGAGAAGCUCUUAGGCCCUGGUGUCAACUACUCCGGGUGUCAGAUCACAUGGGCUAAAUUUUGCAAAGAAAACAUGGCUGGCAAGGGCUUCUCCUUCUGGGUGUGGCUAGACAAUAUCAUUGACCUUGUGAAAAAGUAUAUCUUGGCCCUUUGGAAUGAAGGGUACAUCAUGGGUUUCAUCAGCAAGGAGCGGGAGCGGGCAAUCCUGAGCACGAAGCCCCCGGGCACCUUCCUGCUGAGAUUCAGCGAGAGCAGUAAAGAAGGAGGGGUCACUUUCACUUGGGUAGAAAAGGACAUCAGUGGCAAGACCCAGAUCCAGUCUGUAGAGCCGUACACCAAGCAGCAGCUGAACAACAUGUCAUUUGCUGAAAUCAUCAUGGGCUAUAAGAUCAUGGAUGCCACCAACAUCCUGGUGUCCCCAUUGGUCUACCUCUACCCUGACAUUCCUAAGGAGGAGGCAUUCGGGAAGUACUGUCGACCAGAGAGCCAGGAGCAUCCUGAAGCUGACCCCGGUAGUGCUGCCCCUUACCUGAAGACCAAGUUCAUCUGUGUGACACCAACGACCUGCAGCAAUACCAUUGACCUGCCGAUGUCCCCCCGCACUUUAGAUUCCUUGAUGCAGUUUGGAAAUAACGGUGAAGGUGCCGAGCCUUCGGCAGGAGGGCAGUUUGAGUCACUCACGUUUGACAUGGAUCUGACUUCGGAGUGCACUACCUCCCCCAUGUGAGGAGCCUUCACUGGAAGCUGCAGAGAUGACUGAGGCUCCUGCCCCGGGUUCCACCCUUAAGCAGUCAAACCCCAGAUCAUCUGAAACUCCUAACUUGGUGGUUCCAGAUUUUUUUUUUUAAUCUCUACUUCUGCUAUCUUUGAGCAAUCUGGGCACUUUUUAGAGAAACGAGUGAGUGUGGGUGAUGUGCUUUUAUGUAAAGAGGAGAGGAUUCUCUGAGUCUGUGAUGGGGGUGUGAGAGCGGGAGGCUGGAGGAAGAAAAAGGAAAUGCCUGUGUUCUGUUCCCGCCCUCCUUUCUCGGCGGCGGCGGUGGCGUCUGUUUGUUGUUAGAGACAAGUGCCUCCCGGUGCCCAUGGCAUCUUUUGCCCAUUUCUGUGAGCUGACACCCCAGGCUGCCUGCAGCUGAGGACUCUUGGCGUUGCACUUUUAACCUUGCUAAUGUCCAAACAGAAGAUAGGACUAAGCCCAUAGGUUUCUUUUUAAAUUAAAAAAAAAAAAAAAAGUAAUAAGAAUUAAAGGGCAAAACACACUGAGACAGCA